CUGCAAUCUGCAUAUAGGAAAGGUUCACCGCAAAAUCUACUGUCACAACUUGCCCACAUCCUUGCAGUAUGGCUCAACGAAUGCGCGCUGUACAGUAUACCUCUGUCCAGGGAGGACUGGAGAAGAAUCUACGCUACACGGAAGAGGCCUUGGCUCCGCAGCAUGAUGAACAGAUGCAACGAGGAGACCACAUCAUGGUUGAAGUCAUUUCUGCCUCUAUCAACCCACUGGACUGGAAGAUGCCAGAGACUCCGGUGCUUGGGAAGGCCCUGACUUACUCCUUUACCUCUUCCGCCACGAUACCUGGUAUGGACUACUGUGGAAGGAUAAAGUCAACUGGCUCUACCAUCGACACCUUCAGCAUCGGCGAAAUGGUAUAUGGACGCUUGACUAGACCUACGUCUUCCGGAACUCUUGCCCAAUACGUCAACAUCGACCCUGGAACCUGCAUUCCCCUUCCAGAAGGAGUAAAUCCAGACGAUGCUGCUACACUUGGUAUCGCCGGUGAGACGGCUUACCGCAGCAUUGUACCCAAUGCGAAGGCCGGCGAUAGAGUGUUUAUCAAUGGGGGCUCUUCAGGUACAGGAACAUUCGGUAUUCAGAUUGCGAAGUUGCUUGGCUGCCAUGUUACGGUAUCCUGCUCGACAUCAACUAUUGAACUCUGCAAAGAGCUCGGAGCAGACGAAGUCUUCGACUACACCAAGACAGAUCUGAUCGCGGAGCUCAUCGAGUCUGGGAAGACAGAGCCCUUUGACCUUGUAGUCGACGAUGUCGGCGAACCAUCAGAUCUGUACAAGGAGUCACAUCUUUAUCUCAAUCCUGAAGGCAAGUUCAUCUCGAUCGGCAGCAAAAACGAUAUCGCGUCACUCGCGGCGCGUACACUUCCGACAUUCUUGGGUGGUGGAAGACGCAAGUCUGAGCAGGUUCACGUGCUUCUUGGUACACAUCGAGAUGAUCUGGUGCAGCUUGGUAGGUGGAUGGCGCAAGGCAAGAUCCGGGCUGUUAUCGAUUCAACCUAUCCUCUGAAGGAAGCUGCAGAGGCGUACGCAAAGCUGAAGGGCGGUCACACGCACGGCAAAAUUGUGAUUAGGGUCGGCGCGAAGCAUUGACCCGAGCUGAGGUGUCUCACGUAGUGUCAGAAAUGCGAUGGAAGUUACAACAAGGUGUUCAUCAUCUAUAAUAUACAUAUAGCAUCCGAAUUAUGACGGGGGAAGUCUGGAGUCAGGCGUAUUUUGAAGCACAAGCAAGGGUACCAACCAUACUCAAAAGCACCGCGUACUGUCCAUACUCGAGCAGAGACAAUUACAAUUUCGACUUGUCAAAUGUCCGACAAUGGAUUGAAAAACACCACGUCGACCUCGCAGCGCGGGGAAGAGCGACUUCCAGACUAGACGCGAAUUCACUUGCCAGCUCAGCACACAGACUCGUCGAGGGUGCGACGAGAUGGCAUUCUCCAUAUUCCGCG
This is a messenger RNA of Aureobasidium subglaciale EXF-2481, 1465 nucleotides long. RefSeq lists its product as uncharacterized. The record is from RefSeq and is a predicted model, not a curated record. The transcript has a single exon. Bases 69 to 1109 code for a protein of 346 amino acids. Gene Ontology annotation, molecular function: oxidoreductase activity. Lineage: Eukaryota; Fungi; Ascomycota; Dothideomycetes; Dothideales; Saccotheciaceae.